This is a messenger RNA of Closterium sp. Naga37s-1, 1236 nucleotides long. Lineage: Eukaryota; Viridiplantae; Streptophyta; Zygnematophyceae; Desmidiales; Closteriaceae. The record is from the annotation of a GenBank genome assembly.
AUGUCGCGCGCUGUCGCCCGUCACUCCAGGCUCCUCGCCAUUGCGCUCGCGCCAGCUGCGCGAGGUGGGGGCGCGGCGGCGCCAUCCAUCGCAGCGGUGGACGCCCCUCGUCCCAUCACCACCACUGCCACUGCGCCUGCCAGCGCCACCGCCCCCUCCGCCGCUGCGGCGGCGGCAGCGCCCGCGCUGGGAGGGGCGGCAGGGGCGUUCGUGGACGUUCCCACCACGCAGAUCCGGCGGAUCAUCGCACAGCGGCUGAUGGAGUCCAAGUGGGGGUCGCCACACUUGUACGCCGAGGCAGAGGCGGACAUCGACGCCACGCUGCAGCUGCGCAAGGAGCUCAAAGACAAGUGGGGAGUGGCGGUGUCGGUGAACGACUUUGUCAUCAAGGCCGUCGCCAUGGCUCUCGCCCACACACCUGACGCCAAUGUGCACUGGGACGGCAAGGCGGGGCGCGUGGUGAGCAACAGCAGUGUCGACAUCUCCAUCGCUGUCGCCACUGACAAGGGACUCAUCACGCCCAUAUUGAAAGACGCGGACAAGAAGUCGCUUGGAGCCAUCUCCAAGGAGGUGACCACCUCUGCCCUGCUCUUCCCACCCUGCCGCAAUCCUUUUCACCGCUGCCACUCUCUCCCUCUCGCACCCUCCCACCUCAUCGCUACCUCGCUGCUCCCUUAUAUUAUUGUCCCGUGCUCCAUCGCCCCAUGCCAUUCUCUCUACCCCCCCCCCUGCCUCAUGCUGCCUAUGCCAUGCACCACCCCUGUCUCACCUCAUCCCUGCGCCCUGUGUGUCAUGCGGCACAUGCCAUGCACCACCCCUCGUUCACCUGGGCAGGUGAAGCAGCUGGUGGAGAGGGCCAGGGCGGGCAAGCUGCAGCCGCAUGAAUUCCAGGGCGGCACCUUCAGCAUAUCGAAUCUGGGCAUGUACGCGGUGGACCGCUUCUCCGCCAUCCUCAACCCGCCCCAGUCGGGCAUUCUAGCGGUGGGCCGUUCCGACAAGCUUCUCCUCUUUGCCCCUUUCAACUGUGUCCUCCCUUCUUCUCCUUUCUGUGCCUCCCUAUCGCCUUCUCUACCUCCCUCGCCCUCUCGCCCCACAGCAGGCGCACAGCUGCAGGUGGCGAGCAAGAUGGAGGUCACACUCUCUGCAGACGCGCGCGCCCUCGAUGGCACCACAGCAGGCAAACUACUUUCUGCGAUUUCAGCAAACCUCUCAGACCCGCGUCGCCUUCUCAUUUAA